AUGCAACGCUCGAAUUCAACAACCUCAUGCUGGCCAUCGGCUAUAGCUACGCGUGAUCAGGUCUUGCUGUCGUGGUUCAAGACGCCAGGGAAUCUCCAUCGCUAUCGUCAUGCACCCGCUCGCAGCAAACCAAGCAGCAAUCCAGAAGGACUUUCUCGGCCUAGCCUUGCGCGUGAAGUUCAAGAGAUGAUGGCAAAGGAAGGAUUAAAGUACCACUACCAAACUGUGAGGAACAUGCUCCAUUCAUGGUCAGAGAAAUAUGAUGUAGCCCAAGCGAGGGACAAGGCUGAUCCAGACGAUCCCAAAGCUGUCAAGGCAAUCUUCCCUUAUUAUUACGAGAUUCAACCCUUUGAACAUACCAAGCCAGCAACCUCUUCUUGUGAUGAAGGUUCUUCACAGCCAACUACUACUACCGCCAUGUUCACAAGGCAACAUAGCACCACCACCACAAUGACUACAACAACAUCAGCAUCAGGACCUAUUCCAUCUUCUUAUUGGCAAAGAUCAUCAUCCUUACAUGCUGAAGGUGCUGAAUCUCAAUCAUCCACUCUUGUGGACUCAGCAUCCUCGGUUACAAAGCAACAAGAUCCCUCAUCAUCAUCAUCAUCCAGCAAACAACACGAAUCCACCGACAAUGCUAUCAGUGGCCAUCCUAUCGAAAAUAACACCAAUGAAUCGGGUUCAACAGCUGUUGCCAACGACAUCCCACCAGGCUUUGCACAGUUGAUGCAUCAAUCAAAUGAAAACAUGCGACGUACAAUGGAUGUAUUACUACAACAACAGCAGCUUUUUGUGGGGUUUGUCAGAUCACAGGACAUGGAGAAACAAGCCUUGCUUAUUCGCGCCAUGCAUGAUGCAGGAUUGAGUAAGGAUGAGAUGCUAUCGGUUCUUCGGGGGUUUGAUGAACGUUAUCAAUCACAGCCAUUUCUUUAG
This is a messenger RNA of Lichtheimia ornata, 933 nucleotides long. RefSeq lists its product as uncharacterized. The transcript is spliced from 2 exons. The record is from RefSeq and is a predicted model, not a curated record. Bases 1 to 933 code for a protein of 310 amino acids. NCBI's taxonomy places the organism in Eukaryota, Fungi, Mucoromycota, Mucoromycetes, Mucorales, Lichtheimiaceae.